This is a messenger RNA of Nothobranchius furzeri (turquoise killifish), 1311 nucleotides long. RefSeq names its product leucine rich repeat containing 10 (gene lrrc10). Gene Ontology annotation, molecular function: protein binding. The record is from RefSeq and is a predicted model, not a curated record. NCBI's taxonomy places the organism in Eukaryota, Metazoa, Chordata, Actinopteri, Cyprinodontiformes, Nothobranchiidae.
UUGCCAUGAAAGUCAGGGCAGAGCUCCACACCACUGAGAGAUAGCAGAGGACACCACCAGGGAGUGUCUGCUCCGGGAGGACAAUAUGCAUUCAGCCCGUUAAGUACAAUAAACAAUAACUGACUGCUGGAGAUGCUGAGAGGCACGGAUAUGAACAGAAAGAUCCUGGAAAAAAUAGACUGAAUGUGGAGAUGGAUUAAUGGCUCACUAUGAAACUCACAUAACGCCUCCAACAGCUUGAUCGGGUGCGUUUGUCUCACACUCAUGUAAAGUUGUGUGUGAAGGGAACUGGGAAGGAUGGGAAACGCCGUGCGGGGCGUCAUCGCCUUCAUUCCCUCCGAACGCUGUCAGCGCUUCCUGGUGGGCCAUCUGAAAGAGAUGCCGCUGGACCGAACUCUGGAUCUGAGCAGCCACCAGCUGCGCCGGCUGCCUGCUGCUGCUUGUGUCUUCGAUGAGCUGGUGAAGCUCUACCUGAGUGACAACAACCUGAGCAGCUUGCCUGCUGAGCUGCAGGGCCUGAGGAAGCUGCAGCUCCUGGCUCUUGACUUCAACUGUUUCGAGGAGCUCCCAGCAGCUGUAUGCAGGUUGCCCCAGCUCAGCAUCCUCUACCUGGGCAACAACAAGCUGCACUAUCUUCCCAAACAACUGAGUGAGCUCAGGGAACUUACGACUCUGUGGCUGGAGACAAACUGCUUCACCGAUUUCCCUGAGGUUGUUUGUGAGCUCACGAAUCUGAAGACCCUUCACCUCGGUUAUAACCAGAUCCGCAUGCUGCCAAACAAUAUACAACAGCUGGAGGAACUGCGAAGUAUCUGGCUUGCUGGGAACCUCCUGACAGAGUUUCCGCCAGUAUUACUGGAAAUGCACUUUCUGGCUGUUAUUGAUGUGGACCGAAACAGAAUACGCCAGUUUCCAAGCCUGUCCCACAUGAGCGGCUUAAAACUUAUCAUAUACGACCACAACCCCUGCAUUAAUGCCCCGACGGUGGGCGACGGGGUCAGGAGGGUCGGGCGCUGGGCCGACAGCUCAGAUGAUGACCUGGAAGACGAUGCGACUAAAGCAGUGAGUGAGAUCACAGAUGAGGUGGUAGAUGUCCAAUCUGAGGAGAAGCAGAAUGACUAAGAGCCAAAUGAUGAAGUCCGUCACUUCAGUGGCGUCCUGGACAGGAAACAGUCGCGGUGUAGCGUUAGUGAAGACAGAACGCAGCAGGUGCAGGACAGAUUUCUCAAAGUAUUUGACAUUAUUUUGCAAGUAUUAUGAAAAUUUGUAAAAGCAAGUUUGUGUUGUAGUUAAUAAACUCAGUAAAGUGUU